This is a messenger RNA of Paramisgurnus dabryanus, 1303 nucleotides long. Its product is annotated as leukotriene B4 receptor 1. Gene Ontology annotation, biological process: immune response; calcium-mediated signaling; G protein-coupled receptor signaling pathway. NCBI's taxonomy places the organism in Eukaryota, Metazoa, Chordata, Actinopteri, Cypriniformes, Cobitidae. The record is from RefSeq and is a predicted model, not a curated record. Gene Ontology annotation, cellular component: membrane; external side of plasma membrane. Gene Ontology annotation, molecular function: C-C chemokine binding; C-C chemokine receptor activity.
AUGAACGGUACGAAGUUUCUUGAGGGAGAAGAGGAGACUGAUGUAGGUCUGGUGGGGGCCUGUGUGAUUCUGGGGCUGUGCUUUCUCGUGGGCACACCAGGGAACCUCUUGGUGGUGUGGACCAUCUUAAAACAUGUGAAACAGCGCUCGCACACAGUUCUCCUCAUUCUUCACCUAGCAAUCGCAGACCUUCUGGUGUUGAUCACUCUUCCUCUGUGGAUCUACUCAUUGGUUCAUUCCUGGGUGUUCAGCGAGGCUGUCUGCAAAGCCAUGGUGUACAUUAUCAAUGCCUGCAUGUACAGCAGCGUCUUUCUCAUCACCAUUAUGAGCGUGGAACGUUUCGUGGCUGUCAGGUACCCCUUUGCUUCAGCUGGCUGGAGAAGGAAGCACGCCCUAAAUAAGCUACUGGUAGUGUUGUGGAUGGCGUCGUUUGCCUUGAGCAUUCCUGUUAUUGUAACUCAUACUUUGGAUGGUCCUCCAGAAGAUGUUCAGUGUACUUUCAGGGAGUACACAUCUGACACGCAGGAGGUCGUGUUGCUCACUUUAGAAACUCUUAUAGGCUUUGUUAUUCCUUUUAUAACAUUGGUGGUCUGUUACGGCUGCCUCUUCAGUCGCAUAGCGCUCAUGAACUUCAAGUCCAAGCGUAAAUCGACGGUUCUCAUUUGCAGUGUAGUGGUGAUGUUUGGACUCUGCUGGAUCCCACAUCAUGUGAUGAACCUUCUUUCCAUCACUGCAAUCGCUCUAAAGACUACAUAUCCUAAAGUGACAGAAAACUUGGAGGAUGCCAAUUUGACCAUGACCUUGAUAACAGGAGCCCUGGUGUUCAUCAGUAGCUCAGUGAACCCAAUUCUUUAUAUGUUUGCCGCACGUACCUUCCGCAGCUCACUUCGGGAAACUGGAAUACAGAAGUUGUUUCAGCAUAUAUCCAGUACAGCCUCAGCUCAAGGGAAUAAAGAGUUAUCAUUUGUUUCUAAAAGACAAAAUUCACAUACCAGUACCUCACAGUGUCUCACAGAAACAAAAUUGCCUGUAGAUCUGAAUAUGGAAGCUCUGUAACAAUUAUCAAUCAACAAUACUCUCAUAAAAGUGCAUAUCUGUAAAGGUUUUUUUGAUUUUGAUUGAUUUUUGUAUUUUAGCCAAAUUAUCAUUUUAAGUUAAAUGUUUUUAUUUUGUGUGUGUGGGUGACAAAUGCUUCUGAAGUGCAAUUUCUGAUAUAUUUCAUUUAUAUUUUAAUACUCACGAGGACAUUGUUGCUUAGAUUACAUCCCAGUUUCUAUGAUAUUAAAUCACUUAUUUAACAGUU